Molecule: messenger RNA, 639 nt
Organism: Chaetomium globosum CBS 148.51
Lineage: Eukaryota; Fungi; Ascomycota; Sordariomycetes; Sordariales; Chaetomiaceae
Exons: 2
Coding region: 1-639 (212 amino acids)
Source: RefSeq, a predicted model, not a curated record
AUGCCGGUGGGGCUGCAUCAGUUCAGACUUGGAUCUCGGUCACUAAGGUAUCUUAUUAUCAAAACCAAAUCAGCAAGGGGUUUUGCCAUUGGAAACCACUGCCACCGGGGCAGCGGGUCGAAUACCAAGGAGGUGGUCGAACUGGCCUGGCAGGCCCGGUGGGAACAACAGAGAGCUAGUCAACAAAGUACUACUCGACAGAGGGUAUUAAACAGGAGGAUAGCCGACGAAGACCCCCCAGCCCUCUUAUUUACCGACAAAGCUCUGAUGAGACACGAAGGUCUUACAAAGGCGCAGAGCUCCCUCCUUUCCCAGGCCCGUAUCGGGGAUAUAGGCCUCCGGGACUACCUGUUCAGGGUGAAAGUCCCGGAGGUCCGCACCCCCUAUUGCGAGUGCGGGAGAGGCAGGGAGACGGUGGAGCACUUGGUGGUUUGGUGCCCCGACCCGCCGUUACAAAGGCCGUGGGACGGCAGAGAGAUUCGGUCACAUCGGGACCUACAAACCGUAUUACGGGGAGUAGGUGCGCGGAGCAGAAGAUUUGUUAGGAAGGUCCUUGGCUGGCUGAUGGACUCUGGCCGGCUACUGGAGUACAGGCUGGCCAGAAGGCUGGAGCUAGAAACAGUGGAUGGGGAGGGCUAG